AUGGUGUUCAAUGCCAAGAUCACAUCCAUGCGUGUUGACACGCCGAAAGUUUCACCAGUAAUCGGAAUGGAGCAACAUGUAUUCCUUCAGAUUGAGAACAUUUACUAUCCCAUUCUCGCACUGAUUGGCAUUCCUGGUAAUCUUAUGGCGAUUGUGAUUCUAUCUCGUGGGAACUGUGGUCUUUCUAAAUGCAUCACACGUUACAUGGUUGCCAUGGCUGUUGCAGACCUACUGGUGAUAAUAUUUGAUGUGGUAUUAUAUGAGAUUAAUGACACGUAUUUUCCGCAUUCCUUCUUGCAUUAUACUCCCGUUUGCAGCCUCAUCAUUGCCCUGGUGUUCGCAGCCAUUGAUUGCUCCGUCUGGCUAACCGUUGCCUUCACAUUUGACCGAUACAUCGCCAUUUGUUGUCAGAAGCUGAGUGCAAAAUAUUGCACCGAAAGAACUGCCGCUAUUGUAAUAGUGACUGUGGUUGGAUUAAGCUUUGUGCAGAAUAUCCCUAUUUAUUUUGAAAACGAACAUCUGAUAAUUAUUGACAACGUGCCAUGGUUCUGCAAAGUGAAGUCAAGCCUCUACAGUUUACCCAUAUGGGUUGCUUACUUCUUUUUUGACAUUGCAUUAACACCGUUGUCACCUUUCCUUUUGAUUGUGUUGCUUAAUGCCCUGACCACCAGGCAUAUUUUACGGGCCAGUCGAAUAAGGAAAGGACUGAGGGGAGAUGGCAAUACCGAGAAUUGCAAUGAUCCGGAGAUUGUAAAUCGCAGAAAAUCGAUCAUUUUACUGCUAUCUAUCUCAAGCAGUUUUAUACUGCUAUGGAUGGUCACAUUUGUACAUUACAUAUGCACACAAUUUGCAGGCGUCGAGUUCAUGCUCACAGAUUACAACGAUCCUUUCACCAUAAUGGAGCACACUGGGUAUAUGCUGCAGCGCUUGUCCUCGUGCACCAACACAUUUAUUUAUGCAGUAGCUCAGGCGAAGUUUAGAGAAUCAUUGACGAAUAUUGUGAAAUAUCCUUUUACUUUACUGGUUAGAUUCGUAAAAUUAUGGACCACGGCGUAG
Molecule: messenger RNA, 1056 nt
Organism: Leucoraja erinaceus (little skate)
Lineage: Eukaryota; Metazoa; Chordata; Chondrichthyes; Rajiformes; Rajidae
Product: probable G-protein coupled receptor 139
Exons: 2
Coding region: 1-1056 (351 amino acids)
Biological process (GO): G protein-coupled receptor signaling pathway
Cellular component (GO): membrane
Molecular function (GO): G protein-coupled receptor activity
Source: RefSeq, a predicted model, not a curated record